Ochotona curzoniae (black-lipped pika) is the source of this 2403-nucleotide messenger RNA. RefSeq names its product protocadherin gamma-B4-like. Gene Ontology annotation, biological process: homophilic cell-cell adhesion. The record is from RefSeq and is a predicted model, not a curated record. Gene Ontology annotation, molecular function: calcium ion binding. Lineage: Eukaryota; Metazoa; Chordata; Mammalia; Lagomorpha; Ochotonidae. Gene Ontology annotation, cellular component: plasma membrane.
AUGGGAAAAGGGAGCAGCGCUGGCGCACUCUUUGCUUUGCUGCUGCUGCUGCUGCUGCCUUUGUUCUGCCGGGCGCUCUCGGAGCAGCUCCGCUACAGGAUCCGCGAGGAGAUGCCUGCGGGAACGGUGGUGGGGCACCUCGCCAGGGACCUGGGCAUCAGCGUCCCCGGAGUAGCUGCUCGCAAACUGCGCCUGAGUUCCGAGAAGCCUUACCUGAGCGUGCGCGCCGAGAGCGGGGAGCUGGUGGUGAGCGGCAGGCUGGACAGGGAGCAGCUCUGCGGGAGGAAGCCUGCCUGCUCUCUGGAGCUGGAGGCUGUGGCUGAAAACCCGCUAAACUUCUACCACGUGAACGUGGAAGUUGAGGACAUUAAUGACCACGCGCCCAAAUUCACCCAAAGUUCCUUUGAGCUACAAAUCAGCGAGUCUGCUCAACCAGGGGCCCGGUUUAUCUUAGGCUCUGCUUUUGAUGCAGAUAUUGGUACCAAUUCGCUGCAGAGUUACCAGCUCAGUCCCAAUGAUCACUUCUCGCUUGCGAAUAAAGAGAAAUCGGAUGGCAGUAAAUACCCUGAGAUGAUCCUGAAGGCCGCUUUAGACAGGGAAAAGCAAAGGUCCUACCACUUGACCUUGACUGCCUUGGAUUCGGGGGAUCCACCGCUCAGUAGCACAGCGCAAAUUCACGUGCUGGUGACAGAUGCCAAUGACAACCCUCCUGUGUUCAGCCAGGACGUCUACACGGUGGGGAUAUCAGAGGCCGUGCACCCAGGGAGCACGGUGCUUCAGGUGACUGCCACGGACCAGGACGAGGGAGUACAUGCACAGAUCACCUUCUCCUUCAGCGAAGCGGGACAGAUCCCUCAGUUUGAACUGAACCCCAACACCGGAGAGAUUAGUACCCUACAGACUUUAGAUUUUGAAGAAGUCAAAGAAUAUUCCUUUGUUGUGGAAGCAAGGGACGGCGGAGGCCUGAUUGUACAGUGCACGGUGGAGAUAGAGGUCUUGGAUGAAAACGACAAUGCCCCAGAAGUGAAAUUCCAGUCCCUCCCCGACCUAGUAAUGGAAGACGCCAUGCCAGGAACACUGAUUGCUUUGAUCAAAGUAUCUGACAAGGAUUCAGGACCCAACGGUGAAGUCACAUGUAAUUUAGAAGGAUAUGUGCCUUUUAAAAUGCUCACUUCCUCAAAAAACACGUAUAAAUUAGUAACCGAUGGGGUCCUGGACCGCGAGCAGACCCCGGAGUACAAUGUCACCAUCACGGCCACUGACAGAGGCAAGCCACCACUCUCCUCCAGUGUCAGCGUCACAGUGCACAUCGCUGACGUCAACGACAACGCGCCUGUCUUCCAGCAGCCCUCCUACGUGGUCCACGUGGCAGAGAACAAUCCCCCAGGAGCCUCCAUCGCGCAGGUCAGCGCCUGACCCGAUCUGGGCUCCAAUGGUCAGGUCACCUACUCCAUCGUGGCCAGCGACCUGGAGGCACAAACGCUGGCGUCCUACGUGUCAGUGAGCGCACACAGCGGCGUGCUGUUCGCGCAGCGCGCCCUGGACCACGAGCAGCUGCGCGCCUUCCACCUCACGCUGCAGGCCCGCGACCAGGGCUCGCCCGCACUCAGCGCCAACGUGAGCGUGCGCGUGCUGGUGGGCGACCGCAACGACAACGCGCCGCGCGUGCUGUACCCGGCGCUGGCGCCCGACGGCUCGGCGCUCUUCGACACGGUGCCGCGCGCCGCCGAGCCCGGCUACCUGGUCACCAAGGUGGUGGCGGUGGACGCCGACUCUGGCCACAACGCCUGGCUCUCGUACCACGUGCUGCAGGCCAGCGAGCCCGGGCUCUUCAGCCUGGGGCUGCGCACGGGCGAGGUGCGCACAGCGCGCGCCCUGGGCGACAGGGACGCGGCCCGCCAGCGCCUGCUGGUGGCUGUGCGCGAUGGCGGCCAGCCGCCGCUGUCUGCCACCGCCACGCUGCACCUGGUCUUCGCGGACAGCCUGCAGGAGGUGCCGCCGGACCUGAGUGAGCACGCGGCGCCCUCGGACCCUCAGGCCGAGCUGCAGUUUUACCUGGUGCUGGCCUUGGCCGCCAUCUCCGUGCUCUUCCUGCUCACGGUGAUCCUGGCCAUCGCGCUGCGCCUGCGCCGCGCCUCCAGCUCCGCAAUAGGAGGCUGCUUCCAGCCUGGUGCUGUUUGUUCAAAAUCUGGCCCCGGAAUGCCUCCCCACUACAGCGAGGGCACUCUGCCCUAUUCCUACAACCUGUGCGUUGCCCACACGGGAAAGACGGAGUUUAAUUUUCUAAGCGCUAGUGAGCAAUUGAGUACAGGACAAGACAUCCUCUGUGGUGACCCAUCCGGGUCCUUGUUUCCUCUUAGCAAUCCCAGUGAGCCGACCUCCCAAAAGGUGAGUUUCCCUUAA